This is a messenger RNA of Volvox carteri f. nagariensis, 1200 nucleotides long. RefSeq lists its product as uncharacterized. Lineage: Eukaryota; Viridiplantae; Chlorophyta; Chlorophyceae; Chlamydomonadales; Volvocaceae. Gene Ontology annotation, cellular component: nucleus. Gene Ontology annotation, biological process: regulation of DNA-templated transcription; chromatin remodeling. The transcript has 7 exons. Gene Ontology annotation, molecular function: ATP-dependent H2AZ histone chaperone activity. The coding region runs from base 1 to 1200 and encodes 399 amino acids. The record is from RefSeq and is a predicted model, not a curated record.
AUGGGCCGAGAUAAGUCGCUGCCCGAACGUUCUACUCGUGGCAAGCGCCUUAAACAGGCAGUAGACGAAGAAGAAGAUCAGGCAGAUAAUGCGUUCUGGAACCAAGAAUUCUUCAAGGAGGAGGUUGUGGAUGACGACUAUAAAACAGAAUCUGAGCCGGAGGACGAAGUGGACACGGAUUUCGACGAUGAUGAGGACGAUGACGACGACGACGAGGUAGUGGUUAAGGACGACGAACCGCGGAAGAAAGCCCUGAAGCCCCCCGGGUACAAGCCCAAGCCCAAGCCGAAACCCAAGCCUAAGCCCAAGCCAAAAGCUGAGGAGGAGGAUGAGUACCUUGAGGAGGAGGGUGACGAGGAGGAUGAAGAGGAGGAGGAUGUGGAAGGCGGUGCCGCAAAGACACCCAAACAUCCCCGCGAACCGGUCGUUUAUGUCGCCCCUACUCUUCGGCGGUCAACCGUUGCAAAGGUUGCCGAGGCGCAAAGAGAGCGCCAAUACAAGGAAAAGUCGACACGGCGGAGAGGCCCUGGCAGCGGUAACAGCAACUGGCGUCCGCUGACGCAGCAGGAGAUGCUGGCGGAGGCUGCGUUGAACGAGAUUGAGAACACGAGGUCCUUGAAGGCGCUGCUUGCCCAGGAGGAGGAGACCAAGCGGAAGGCGCAAGUUGUCAAGAAAAAGAACACGGAUCCUAGUGUCAAGUUUAAGUCGCGGAAGGGACCAGACGGCAUGGAACGGACUACCCUGGAGCUACUUAAUACGCUGGUGCCACCCGUUUGGAUGCAACCUAGCUACGUGCCUGCUCUUCCGGAUAAGCCCGCCUGCGUCGUCACCGGUCUACCGGCACGUUACCGAGACCCUGCCACGCGCGCGCCCUUUGCGAACACACUGGCAUUCAAGCGCCUGCGCACUGGGGCGGGGCCGCUGCCGCCGGCUCUGCAGCAGGAACUCGUGCUACAUCAUCACAUGGAACAGUUUCAGCGGCAGCAGCAACAGCUGUCCGGUCGGGCACAGCACGCGUUGCUGGAUCAGUUACAGGCGCAGAAGCAACGUACGGAGAAGCUGGCAGAGGACGCUCGCGCUUUUGCGGCCAUGGCGAUUGCUAACCUGCACGCGCCCGAGCCACUGCCGCAAGGCCCCACCGUGGACGUCAUGGCACAGGUGGUGGAUGCACAUCGGUCCCUAAUGGCAACAGCGUCCUAG